Quercus robur (English oak) is the source of this 2341-nucleotide messenger RNA. RefSeq lists its product as uncharacterized. The transcript has 3 exons. The record is from RefSeq and is a predicted model, not a curated record. The coding region runs from base 1255 to 2097 and encodes 280 amino acids. Lineage: Eukaryota; Viridiplantae; Streptophyta; Magnoliopsida; Fagales; Fagaceae.
CAAAAUACAACAACUUCAAUAACUUCAGCCCUCUAUCAUGUAAAAUGAAUAACUUCUUCGUACAUUUCAUGCUCACUUCUAGUCUUCUAGCAGAUUUUCUAAAUAAUGCCUCCUCUAAGUUGUUAAAUUUCUAGACCAUGUCUUCACAAAAAUUGCAAUCACCGUGCCCCUGAAAGAUUUAUGAUAGGCUGACCCCAAGUGUAAACUAGACAAAGAUUUCAUCUUCCCUCCAAUUUUCCAUAGAAAACAAUUGGCAACAAAUAGGUCCAUUUCCUGCCACCAAAUGCCCUCGAAAAAGUCAUUUUCCAUCCAAUGUUUUUAAACUAACAGGGUGACAAUUCAUAUCCAAUUAAAUAUAUAAUUUGGGUUUUUUUAUCUUUUCAUAGUUUCAUUUAAAAAAUUAAACUUCCCUUUAGUUGACGGGCAUUCCAGCCAUAAAAAAAAAGGUUUAAUCUAAUUCCUAAACUCAACUAAUGGUCGAGUAACACAUAUUAAUCUUGAAUGCAUAAUCUAUAUUCUAAACCAUGGUUAUGGUGAAAAAUGGUAUUACUGAUUCAAGGUAUCCUGUUUUUCAAAACAUUGCUAUUGUCAUUUUGCACGUACCUCAGUUUAUAGAAUAUGUUAAUGCCACCCAAUCAAAUCCACAUCUGCAACAACAAAUUGUUAUAGUUUAUUGUUUAGCAAAAAAAAUUUGUUAUAGUUUAUUUGGCUUAGUCUUCUCUUCACACCUGCCUUUGUUUCUUCUUCCAUGUACUUCUCUCAAUCUUUCUAGUUGUUUCUUUGGUUUAUCUAGCACACCAAUCCAUAUCAUUAACAAUUGAUUUUAAUGAGUUUGGCUUGUUCUUCUAUAUUCCCUCUACAUCUCUCUUAUGUUAUCUUUGCAAUGAAUUCUAUUAUCUCCUAAAUAUUUUCCAGCCUAAUCCCAUUUCUGCAACAAGGUAGUUUUUGUUUUGGCAAGGGAGUUUAUAAACACAACUCCUAUUUUCCUCCUUAGAUCUUCCUAAGACUUGUAUAUUUGGUCCAUGAACAAAUCUUUAGUUUCUUAUUCGUGGAGAGAAUAAUUACUAUGGGAAGGAACACUGAAGAACAGAUUGUUCCACAUGCAGGAUCAAAGGCUAUGAAGGAAAGUAAUCGUAACAAGUCCCUCUAUGCUUCUAUACACAAACCACCUAUAGAUAAUGGCAGAUCAAUCAGUAUGGUUGUUAAGUCCGCGGUCUUGACCUUAGAUGGUCAGGCCCAAUCACACCAACAGAAAUGCAAUAUGUUGAACAGUAUGUCCUAGCAAAAUAUCCACAAUAUGCUGGGUUAGUUGGAGGAGAAAAGAUAGACCUCUCCAGUCUUUGCAUCAAUGAGGAGCCCGUAGAGCCCGCGCUUGAUGAUAGGCGAAAGUCCCCAAGGGGUAGUAUCAGAGACCCUUCCACACCCUCCUUUGGAACCAAUCAUCCUGACUUGGAUAGGACCCAGUUGGAGCAUUCAAGCUUGAUUGACAUUCUCACCAAGAAAUCUACCUUUCCUGGAAGUUUUAUCUCAAUCCCUGAAACCCAAGCUGGAAACAAGGUUUUAAAGCACUGUGGAUUGACUGAUGAUGAGUACCUUGUUCUCUUCACUCCAAGCUACCAGGAUGCCAUGAAAUUAGUUGGGGAAAGCUACCCUUUCUUCAAGGGAAACUUCUACCAGACCAUUAUUCGUGAAGAAGAAGACUGCAUAAGAGAGUAUGCUACUUUCAAGGAAUCCAAAUUGAUAGUAGCACCAGAGGAUUGGCUGGAUUUGAGGAUCAAGGGAUCAAUGCUUAGCCAAUACUUUAGGAGGAAGUGUAAGCACAGCCCAAAGGGGUUAUUCUCUUAUCCGGUCAAAGUAAAGGGGACUCGUUAUUCAAUGCAUUGGGUUUCAGAAGCUCAUAGGAACUUCUGGCAUGUUCUGCUUGAUGCAACUGCACUGGUUGUUGGGGAGGAUGUGUUGAAUCUUGCACUUCAUCAGCCAGACUUUGUGUUGUGUAGUGUUGAUAAUACACAUGCAAGUCCUUCAAGGAUCACUUGCCUCUUGGUCAGGAAGAAAACCUUUGACAGUACAACAGCUCCAUCUCAGUCCAAUGAGUGAGGAAAAAAAAGUACUUCACUACUAUCAGGGCGACAGAUCCGACCAAUGAAUUAAUGGUUUUUGAUUGGCAAUGUGUUGUAGAAUAUGUUCAAAUGAUCUAGCAAUAAGAAUACAUUUUAGCUACUUGGACAUUAAAAUUUCCUCGGGUACAAUCUGUAGAUAAAUAACAUUAAUAUAAGAGUGUAUUACAUAUAGAUAAUGAUUAAGGAUCAUUACUGAUGUUGAUCACUCAAAAAGUUAAUCC